GCGGCACUCAGUCCCGGGCGAGCGCCCGCGGAGGCGGCGGCGGCGACGCCGGGAGGGCAUGCCGCGCCACCGGAGCUCCUGUCGGGCGCAGGCUUCCCUGGCGCAGGCUGCGCGCGGCUGCUGCUGCUCCCACUGCUGCUGCGGACUCCCAUGGCGGCUCCGCCCGGUCGGGGCCGCCGCCGCUGUCGCCAGCCUUGGGCUGAAUGAAUGAGCCGGAGCGGCGGAGCCCGGCUGCCAGCGACCGCGCUCACCGGCCCGGGACGCUUCCGUAUGGCCCGAGAGCAGCCGGCGCCCGUGGCGGUGGCCGCAGCCAGGCAGCCCGGGGGCGACCGGAGUGGCGAUCGGGCGCUGCAGGGGCCAGGGGUCGCCCGCAGGGGGCGGCCGUCGCUGAGUCGCACUAAAUUGCACGGGCUGCGGCACAUGUGCGCGGGGCGCUCGGCGGCGGGCGGCUCUUUCCAGCGGCGGGCGCUGUGGGUGCUGGCCUUCUGCACGUCCCUUGGCUUGCUGCUGUCCUGGUCUUCGAACCGACUGCUCUACUGGCUCAGCUUCCCGUCACACACGCGAGUGCACCGCGAGUGGAGCCGCCAGCUGCCGUUCCCGGCGGUCACCGUGUGCAACAACAACCCAUUGCGCUUCCCGCGCCUCUCCAAGGGGGACCUCUACUACGCGGGCCACUGGCUGGGGCUGCUGCUGCCCAACCGCACGGCGCGCCCUCUGGUCAGCGAGCUGCUGCGGGGCGACGAGCCGCGCCGCCAGUGGUUCCGUAAGCUGGCCGACUUCCGCCUCUUCCUGCCGCCGCGCCACUUCGAGGGCAUCAGCGCUGCCUUUAUGGACCGCCUGGGCCACCAGCUGGAGGAUAUGCUACUCUCCUGCAAGUACCGGGGCGAGCUCUGUGGUCCGCACAACUUCUCCUCAGUGUUUACAAAAUAUGGGAAGUGUUACAUGUUUAACUCAGGCGAGGACGGCAAGCCUCUGCUCACCACGGUCAAGGGGGGGACGGGCAACGGGCUGGAGAUCAUGCUGGACAUUCAGCAAGAUGAGUACUUGCCCAUCUGGGGAGAGACAGAGGAAACGACGUUUGAAGCAGGCGUGAAGGUUCAGAUUCACAGUCAAUCUGAGCCGCCUUUCAUCCAAGAGCUGGGCUUUGGGGUGGCGCCGGGGUUCCAGACCUUCGUGGCCACGCAAGAGCAGAGGCUCACGUAUCUGCCCCCACCAUGGGGAGAGUGCCGGUCCUCGGAGAUGGGGCUCGACUUCUUUCCUGUUUACAGCAUUACCGCCUGUCGGAUUGACUGUGAGACCCGCUACAUCGUAGAGAACUGCAACUGCCGCAUGGUCCAUAUGCCAGGGGACGCCCCUUUCUGCACUCCUGAGCAGCACAAGGAGUGUGCAGAGCCUGCCCUCGGUCUGCUGGCAGAAAAGGACAGCAAUUACUGUCUCUGCAGGACCCCCUGCAACCUGACCCGCUACAACAAAGAGCUCUCCAUGGUGAAGAUCCCCAGCAAGACGUCAGCCAAGUACCUGGAGAAGAAAUUUAACAAGUCAGAAAAAUAUAUCUCAGAGAACAUCCUUGUUCUGGAUAUAUUUUUUGAAGCUCUCAAUUACGAGACAAUUGAACAGAAGAAGGCGUAUGAAGUUGCUGCCUUACUUGGUGACAUUGGUGGCCAGAUGGGAUUGUUUAUCGGUGCUAGCAUCCUUACAAUACUAGAGCUCUUUGAUUAUAUUUAUGAGCUGAUCAAAGAGAAGCUUUUAGACCUGCUCGGCAAAGAAGAGGAAGAAGGGAGCCAUGAUGAGAACAUGAGCACCUGUGACACAAUGCCAAACCACUCUGAAACCAUCAGCCACACUGUGAAUGUGCCCCUGCAGACAGCUCUGGGCACCCUGGAGGAGAUUGCCUGCUGACACCUCUCAGGCAACCCAGCACCUCCAAACAGACCUUAAAGGCCCAAGACCCAGGACAGGGGACAGCAAGCUCAGGUGGGACAGCCCCUGAAUGAGAAAAAGAAGCAAGAGCGACCCCCCUCCCUAUGCACACAUUGCGAACUUCUGCCAAACCUCACUCUGGCCACAUCUGACAUGAACCGUCCCGGGGGCCCUGUCAUGUGUCCCUCGUAGGACCGAUGAUGAGUCACACUCCGGAACUGCCCAAGAACUAACCUGCCAUCACAUCUCACUGCCAGAUGUACAAAGCACCUGCAUGCUCAGACUUCUCACGGCGCCACCUCCACGUCUGUCUUGUACAUGAUCUUUUUCUCCAUGUGAUUUCUAAAGCCCACUCUGCGGCCCAUGCUGUGGACCCAGGUUCCAGCCCCAAUGUCACCCUGAGCCCAGCUCUGGAGUCAAAACGGCACCAUCCAGAAGGAAACCACAGAACUCUCUACAACGUUUGAUCCUUGUGUUGUGUGUGAAGGUUCUUAGCCUUGUCCCCAAACUGGCCCACGGGGCUCCCAUACUACAGGUGACCAAUGCCAACCUCCUUCCUAUUCCAGCACCUGUGGAGGUGGUACAGUGGCCUGGGUGACCCCCAGUAUUUGUCCACGGAGCCACGUCGUUCUCUCCCUGUGACACAACUAUGGAGUCUGAUUUUUU
Messenger RNA from Acomys russatus (golden spiny mouse), 2586 nucleotides. Its product is annotated as acid-sensing ion channel 2-like. Gene Ontology annotation, molecular function: ligand-gated sodium channel activity. The transcript is spliced from 10 exons. Gene Ontology annotation, cellular component: membrane. The record is from RefSeq and is a predicted model, not a curated record. NCBI's taxonomy places the organism in Eukaryota, Metazoa, Chordata, Mammalia, Rodentia, Muridae. Bases 208 to 1899 code for a protein of 563 amino acids. Gene Ontology annotation, biological process: sodium ion transmembrane transport.